Molecule: messenger RNA, 1065 nt
Organism: Fomitopsis serialis
Lineage: Eukaryota; Fungi; Basidiomycota; Agaricomycetes; Polyporales; Fomitopsidaceae
Exons: 2
Coding region: 1-1065 (354 amino acids)
Source: RefSeq, a predicted model, not a curated record
AUGCCAUUCGUUGACAUCCCACCGGAGCUCAUAUAUCAUAUCCUCGAACAGGCCUAUUACGCGCGGGUCGAUAGCGUCGACCGGAAGACUGUACACAAUUGCUGCUACGUCUCGAGAGCCUGGGUGAGGCCUGCCCAGCAGCUUCUUUCCAUUCCGUUAGCCUCACCGGCUUUCGCAAGGCCGAGCUUCAAAAGAGCUGCCAUUCAUCGGCAUCUUCUCUCUGGGCACGCUGCCUCCGGAGUCAGCAUGCGUCUGGGGGCGUACGUCCGCAACCUCGACUUCAUGCUCGACGUCAACAGCACGCAAAUGGCGGGGCCUUACAUGCACGUCUGGCGCCCGUCCACGUUGGUGGCAUUGCUGUACCAAUUCCCGCGCCUCUACCGGCUCUCCCUCUUCGUCAUGGAGAAGGGCUCGAUCUCGACGAAAUACAUCCAACAGCUCCAAGCGCUCGUAGCUACGCCUGGACGUCAGCCCCUGCGAGCGCUCUCGCUGGAGGGCCAGAGCGACGCCCCAGCAGUACCCCGGGCCCCGGCCCCCUCCGGCGUUGCGCCCGUUAAGCUAUACGAGCUCUCUCUGCGCUACCUGCCCGCCCUCGAAGCCCUACGCUGGCUCCUCUCGUCCUCUCGCGCCACACUCCAAAUCCUGGACUUACACGUCCCCGUCCUGAACGACGACUACCUCGCCCUGUUCAUAGAGUACGCUCCGCGGCUGAGUUCGCUACGGUUGCACAUCGGGCGCCCGGAGAUGGACGCGCUCGUCAAGGCGUGCGUCGCCCUGGAGGAGCUCGUCCUCUACCAAUCGCUCAACUGGCCCUCCGAGCUCCCGGCGUCCCUCGAGCAUCUGUGCAUCGACGAGCUCGCGGACACGACGCUGACCAGCCUCGACACGCUGCCCGAGCUCCGCACGCUGACGUGCACGGCGGCGCACGUCUCGCACCACCACGACUUCCACCAUCUCGUCAGGAAGUGCGACAGACGGCGCAUCGAGCUGUGUUUCGGCAAGUUCGACGUGAGCGCACACGCAGCUUCGCGGGUACUAACGCCGGCCGGGAUCUCGGCCACCUAA